AUUCUGUUCGAGAAAAAACAGACGAUUCAACAGAGACCGACAUUGUACUUCCCUGGCCAAACAUGUCCUAAAAUCAUACACACACGUUCCAAGCAGAGCGGAGACGAUCAUACAAAGCCCACAAAACAAUGGCAGAUCGAAUAAAAAAAGAAGAACUCAAAACCUACGCCUAUAUUUUGUUAUAUAUCGCUCUAUCUGCUGGCCAGAUCUUCUUCAACAAGUGGGUAUUGUCAUCGAAGGAAAUAAACUUUCCGUAUCCUCUUGGAUUAACUCUAUUACACAUGAUCUUCUCCUCUGUCUUAUGUUUUGUACUCACCAAAUUUUCCAAGAUAUUGAAAGUUGAGGAAGGGAUGACGACAGAUAUAUAUGUGAGAUCAGUCAUUCCAAUUGGUGCGACGUUUGCAGUUACUCUUUGGCUUGGGAACAGUGCUUAUCUCUACAUAUCUGUUUCAUUUGCGCAGAUGUUAAAAGCAGUUAUGCCAGUUGCUGUUUUCAUUCUUGGAGUAGCUGCAGGUCUUGAAGUAAUGAGCUACCGAAUGCUUCUGGUGAUGUCAGUGAUAAGUUUUGGAGUUCUUGUAGCUUCUUAUGGAGAAAUAGAUAUAAACUGGAUUGGGGUUAUUUACCAGAUGGGCGGUGUUGUGGCAGAAGCUUUGAGGCUUAUAUUCAUGGAAAUUCUAGUUAAGCGAAAGGGGCGCAAACUAAAUCCCAUAUCUAUUAUGUACUAUGUUAGUCCCUGCAGUGCUCUUUGCUUGUUCAUCCCAUGGUUAUUUCUGGAGAAGCCAAAGAUGGAUGCUCAGAAAUCAUGGAGUUUUCAACCUUUCAUGCUCACGCUUAACUCUCUUUGCACUUUUGCUCUAAAUGUGUCAGUUUUCGUUGUGAUCUCACAUACAAGUGCUUUGACCAUUCGUGUUGCUGGAGUUGUAAAGGACUGGGUGGUCGUAUUAUUAUCAGCACUUCUUUUUGCGGACACAAAACUAACUCUCAUUAAUAUUUGUGGUUAUGCUAUUGCCAUUGCUGGUGUUGCUUCAUAUAACAAUUUCAAGUUAAAAAAGGAAGCUACUCGAAGCAGCUAUGAUGGAAAUCAUCGAGAUGAGGAGUAUAUCCCAGUUGUUUCAGGCUCAACCUCUGACAAAUAGAGUUACUCGAGUAGCAGCUCCAAGUGCUAGUCCGAGGUAGGACCUGCAUCAUAAUUUUGCCAGAGGACAAGUAACUAUCUAUCUUCCUAGUCCUGUGCAGACAUUGGUUAGGUCUGUUUUCUUUCUGGAGGAGAGAUUUUUGCACUUCGUUGUUAUCCGAUGUCUGCUUGCUACAGAAGUCACGAUAUACUAACCAUCAAACUUCAUUAAUUUAUCACACUAAAUUUCCACGCAAUUUGUUGUGAAUUGCUAUCGGCGCUUCAGAUUUUUGGUGAUUGGAGGCGAAGGCAACAGAAGUUCUGAAUCUGUAAAUUUAGGGGGAGUCUACAGUCUUGUUCCUUCACAGAGAUAAGUUUUGUAUGAUAGUUGAAGUAGUAUACUAGGCAGUGCUUCUUUAUUUUUUUUUUGCUGUAAUGAUAUAUAGCCAACAUUAAUCUACUGUACAAUAUGAUUUACUUUGUAGUUAGGCCUUGUUAUGGUAUUUGAGAAGUCAUGCACUCAUGCCUUGCAUUUUCUGAUCUUUGUUUCAGCAAACAGGCAACUGCAUGUUGCAUCAAUUUAUGACUAUCUGAUAUUUUGAAUUAAUUAUUUUGUAUGAAAUUAUAUGCUCAAUAA
Molecule: messenger RNA, 1751 nt
Organism: Daucus carota subsp. sativus
Lineage: Eukaryota; Viridiplantae; Streptophyta; Magnoliopsida; Apiales; Apiaceae
Product: probable sugar phosphate/phosphate translocator At3g14410
Exons: 7
Coding region: 129-1136 (335 amino acids)
Cellular component (GO): Golgi apparatus; endosome; trans-Golgi network
Molecular function (GO): antiporter activity
Source: RefSeq, a predicted model, not a curated record